AUGAUGAAUUCUCCGUUGGUACCCGGGACGAUUAAAGCGAUAUGGCAAGAAGAAAGGGAUAACGUACUUACGCAUGAACCAGUCUUACAGCUUAUUAAUGCGCCUAUUAGCGCAUUGCCGACUGGGGCUUCUCAGAGUAAAUACAGUCGUAAACCAUCUUCAGCUGCUAUAUCUCCCAUCCACGUUGAAAAGGCGUUGCAAAGACGUCAAUUAGAAAGAGGAAUGAUCUUUCGGCUUAAAUCGUACACUGUUAAUCAGGGUGGAGCUCAGAAAACAAAACUAUUAAUCAUCACUGACUUUGAAUAUAUUACAACCGAGCUAAUCCAUGGCACUCCAGAGCCGGUAGACCGCGUCAUGCAGGCCAUUCGUACUAACCCCCUAGGCAGUAACCAGUCUCAUAACCUGCAAUCAAUUCAACCCGAUUAUGUGGGAAGCAGGCCUACGGAUGAGUCUCGCGUUAACAAUGCGCUUAGAGUUUCCAGAGGAAUUAAUGCAGCUCCAGCGCCCACCAAACCAUCUGUAUCAGAACAUGUUAAUGUGUGUCCCAUACAGAAUAUUACACCGUACCAAAAUAAAUGGACAAUCAAAGCGAGAGUGGUCCAGAAGUCAGAAAUAAAACACUGGACCAAUGCGCGAGGAGAUGGGAAGCUGUUUAAUGUCACCUUUAUGGACGAAUCGGGUGAAAUACGUGCCACAGCGUUCAAUGAUCAAGUUGAUCAAUUUUACGAUAUGUUAGAGGAGAAUAAGGCGUAUUACGUCAGUAAAGCACGUGUAAAUAUUGCAAAAAAACAGUUCUCUAAUGUUCGACACGAGUACGAACUGUCAUUUGAAUCUGGAACGGAAAUCCGUCAGGCACGUUCGGCAAUACCGGCAAUUCAAUAUAAUUUUGUGGAGAUUGGACAGCUCAUGAAUUAUGAGAAAGAUUCGAGUAUCGAUAUUAUUGGGGUUGUAAAAGAAGAUCAUGGAUUGAGUUCGAUAAUAUCAAAGUCUACGCAAAAACUAGUAUCAAAAAGAGAAUUGACUAUCGUCGACAAGAGUAUGUACCAGGUCAGAUUAACUUUGUGGGGGAAACACGCAGAGACAUUUGAUGGAUCCAAUGAACCGGUUAUCGCGUGUAAAGGAGUUCGUAUCAACGAGUUCGGAGGGCGCAGCUUAACCACUAUGUAUUCAGCCAUACUUCAAAUUGAUCCAGAAAUCCCUGAAGCGGAAACUCUGAGAGAUUGGUACAAUUCAAAAGCAGGAUCCAUAGAAUUUAACAGUUUCACGCCGGGUAUGGUCGGAAUUUCUAAUGGAUCGGCGGGACAGAAUACGGACGAGCGUAAGACGUUGGCUGAAAUUAAAGACUUAAACCUCGGCAUGGGCGAAAAGGCAAGUAGUUCAAUAUUUAUACCUGACUUCUUUACCGUAAAAGGUACGAUUAUAUUCAUUCGAAGUGAGAACUUCUGCUAUCCCGCAUGCCCCGUAGACAGCAAAAAAGUCACUGAAGAGAGUGACAAGACUUGGCGAUGCGAAAAAUGUUCGAAAUCAUACGAUUCGCCAGAUUAUAGAUAUAUCCUAAGUAUCGGUAUAGCUGAUCAUACGGGGCAGGCGUGGUUACAGGCGUUUAAUGACGUUGGAGCGCAAAUAAUGGGCAAAACUGCUACUGAAUUGCAUACGCGUAAGGUCGAGGACGAGACUUCAUUUUCAGUUGCAAUGAUGGAGGCCAAUUUUAAGACCUAUAUUUUCAGAUGUCGUGCAAAGAUGGACAACUUCAAUGAUACAACGAGAGUUCGUUAUACUAUUUAUACUGCUAGCCCAAUCGAUUGUGUAGCAGAAUGUCAAAAAUUGAUUAGUAUCAUUGACAAGUAUAAUGUGUAA
Molecule: messenger RNA, 1857 nt
Organism: Paraglomus brasilianum
Lineage: Eukaryota; Fungi; Glomeromycota; Glomeromycetes; Paraglomerales; Paraglomeraceae
Source: the annotation of a GenBank genome assembly